UCUUAGAACAAGAAGCCCCCUCUUCAGAAACACCACUUGCUUCCCCUCUUCACAAACCCUAACAAUCAUCUUCAUCUUCAUCAUCUUCUCUUGCAGUUGUCUACCCCCAAAAUAACUACCCCAACAUCACUCGCUCGGCUCAUUCAAGCAAUUGCUCUGUUUUUCCGCACUUCCUGUGGCUAGCUGGUGUUCGCUUCGCUACAUCACCUCUAGCUUUUGAGGCCUUCGUCACUCCGGCGCGAUUGCAGGCGGCUCUUUCCGGCGCGACUGCAGGCGGCUCUUGCUUGUCGUUCGAUUUUUUUCAUCUCCUGUGACUCACCAGCUCUCUCUCGGCUCUCAGUUCACUCUCCCGUCCGCCCGUAUAAACGUGGAGGUCACAUGCGUGGUGCGGUAUCACAAAGAAGACCAGCCCCUUCACCUUCCUCGUCCUCGUCCCCGGUCCUUUCCUCUUCCCCUGUCCUUUCAUCUAACCCUCAACCACUACAUGUUGAUGGACAACAUGGACACAUUGGCCCAUCCUCCGAACCUGAAGAACAUAUUUCAGUUCCAUCUCCUUCGAUUGCAUGUCCUUCGGUUCCACCUUCUUCUUCAGUGCAACACUCGAAUGUUGAAGAAGAUAGCCGAUUCAUGAUAUGCCCAUGUGGAGAUUCAUUCACGGAUGCCACCUAUGUUGUGAGGGAACUUAAUAAAAUAGUCAAUAACUGUUGGAUGGGGCAGUAUAUUAGUUUCAGCAGUGCUCCAAAAGAAGUAAAGAAUUUGUGGUGGAAUGAGUUCAAGGAAAAAUAUGAUGAACUUUUAAUAAGCACUGCUAGUGGUGGUGAUGGUGAUGAUGGUGUUGCUGCGUCUGAGCCAUCGGUUGACAGCAUGGCAUUAUGGCUGGAGGCAUCGGGUGGGAUGAAAGGAGGAAAAAUAUUUGGGAUGGGAUCUUUGUCAAGGGCAUACACAACGAAGGGUGCUGCAACUUCAUCCUCCAAUGCGACUGUUUCAAGGAGGACACGACAUGAGGAGCAAAUGACCCAAGAAUUGAGCCAACUGAAAGAUUUACUUGUACAAAAGGACGAAGAAUUCAAACAUUUACUUGUACAGAAGGACGAAGAAAUGAGAGGAGUGAAACAACAAAUGCAAUUGAUCUUGCGACACCUCAACAUCGAUCCCGAUGAGGUUCCUCCUAUACCUCUCAAUAAUCCAAUAGGUGAUGGGCACAAUGAUGAGCCACACAAUGAUAAUGAGAUUGCUGCUGAUGAUGAUGACGAUUUUAUUAGCAGUCCUCGCUAGUUCAUUCUCUUCGGGGUAUGUACUAUUCUCAUCUUAUGAACUUAGGAUUUCCAAGAAGGCAUUGGAGCACCUAUAUUUCUCUUGACAUCUCAAGUUGGUGGUCUAGGCCUCACCCUUACAAAAGCAGACCGUGUGAUUGUUGUCGAUCCAGCAUGGACUCCAAGGUACUACUGCUUAUUCGAUUGUCGGCCAUGAAUUCAUCUACUUUUGCAAGUACAUGAAAGAGGAAAGAAGUAAAGAACUUUUUUCUGUUAUAUUGUAAGGGCAUAUUCAAUGCCAUUCCUUUAUUAUGGGACUAUUAACUGUUCCACAACUUUUAAGUACGAAUCUGUGUACUGCUUGAGUUCUAACCCAUACUUGUCAUGGGUAAUAUCAUUAUGGUAGAUGAUACAAGUUCUUACCCAACUUUAAGCUUCACGCU
This is a messenger RNA of Syzygium oleosum, 1696 nucleotides long. RefSeq lists its product as uncharacterized. The record is from RefSeq and is a predicted model, not a curated record. Bases 379 to 1275 code for a protein of 298 amino acids. NCBI's taxonomy places the organism in Eukaryota, Viridiplantae, Streptophyta, Magnoliopsida, Myrtales, Myrtaceae. The transcript is spliced from 5 exons.